UUCCUUGUUCAAAAGUUUUAUUUACGGGAAGGUCCUGGGAGAAGUUGGCCACCGGCUAGCGUAUUUUGUCAAUAUUAUCGGCACAUAUCGAGGAAAUGAAUCACAUUUGUCGUACAUUUGGGAAUAACUAGGGUGUCGCACGGGCCUUUCCACAUGGCUGUGAUAUUAAGCUGGCUGAUGUUGCUCUGAAAAGCUCCGCAAAGAGGAAGAUGUCCACGGCUAACGUUAGCGAAGAUUUUAGGGUGAAGUUUCCAUUGCAUUCCUCAGUGUGGGAGAAUGAUUACAGGAAAUUGGAGAGAGAAUUAACACAGAAUGACAUAGAAGCCGUGGAUCCCAGAGGGAGGACACCUCUGCACCUCGCUGUGUCGCUGGGGCACCUGGAGUCAGUGAGAGUCCUUCUGAGACAUGGCGCUGAAGUGACUAAAGAAAACGCCAAGAACUGGACAGUGCUGCAGGAGGCAGUGAGCACUGGAGACCCAGAGAUGGUUCAGCUGGUGCUUCAGCGCAGAGACUACCUCAAAGCCUCCACAGCCCUAGGAGGAGUGCCUGAGCUGCUGUCCAAGAUCAGAGAGUCUCCAGAUUUCUAUAUGGAAAUGAAAUGGGAGUUCACAAGUUGGAUUCCUCUUGUAUCCCGGGUUUGUCCAAGUGAUGUUUGCCGCAUUUGGAAAAGUGGUGCCAGUCUGCGAGUGGACGCCACUCUUCUGGGCUUUGAGAACAUGACCUGGAUCAGAGGACGCCGAAGCUACAUCUUCAGGGGAGAUGAUGCAUGCACAGAGUUGAUGGAGGUGAACCACGAUGAGGAGGUGGUGGACACUGAACGCUUCAACAUAUCACAGGAGAUGGAGGAUGUCACACUAGAUUCAAUGCAGCCAGCCGAACAGGAAGUUGCCAAGAGGCUGACCAGUCCUAUUGUCAACACAUACCUGGACACCAAGGAUAUUGCUUUUGAGAGGAGCAAGUCUGGGAUAUGGGGCUGGAGGACUGACAAAACCGAAGCUGUCAAUGGAUUUGAAGCAAAGGUAUUCAGUGUGAACAAUGUGAAUGUGGUAAUAAGGACAAGGACAGAGCAUCUUACAGAUGAGGAGAAGGCCAGGAUAAAAAGUGAGAGGAACGUCCUUGAGUCUCUCCUGGGGACUGUGGAGCAGCACAUAAGUGCGCAGGGGGACCUUACUCUGGAGUAUGCAACUGCCACCAACCCCACUGCCAUCACUCCAGAGGAAUAUUUUGACCCCGACUUUGACUUGGGAAAUAGAGACAUUGGCCGACCUAUUGAGCUGAGCAUCCGAACACAGAAGUUCAAAGGCACAUUGUGGAUGAGUGAGGAACACCCCCUGUCCCUGGUGGAGCAGGUAACUCCCAUUAUCGACCUCAUGGCUCGGACCAGUUCCCAUUUUGCACGGCUGCGAGACUUUGUCACCCUGAAGUUUCCUCCUGGGUUUCCUGUUAAAAUAGAGAUUCCCCUGUUUCACGUGCUCAAUGCCAGGAUUACCUUUGGUAAUGUCAACAAGUGCAGUACAGAGGAGCAAGUGAACACACCCACCGCAGCCACACCAACAUCUUCAGACGAUGGAGAAGCUGCUGCACCCCCUGCAUUCCAGGUGUGUCCCUCAGUGUUUGAGGUGCCACCGCACUACCGCCAUCGGGGGGGCAGCCGCCACACACCCAUGUCCAACCAUGAUGAGGAACUUUUGCAGUAUGCCAUCCAUCAGAGUCUUCUGGAGUCUAGCAGAGUACCAGGACAGGAGGAGGUCUGGGAUGAUGCCAGUGAUUCUAUGCCCAAUAGCCAGAGUGACAGGAGUAUCCCAGAGGGGGUGCUGGUGGAAUAUGGAAACACCUUCAGUCCUGAAAGUUCAGUCUUGGCCCCUAGCCCUGACUCAGAUCUCCGCCUGGCCAUGGAGCUAUCAGCACGAGCUCAAGAGGAAGAGGAGAUCAGGAGGAAGCAGGAGGAAGAAGAAUUGGAGAGAAUACUGCAGCUAUCACUCACUGAGAAAUAAAAAGGGAUAAGAGGUAAUAGGGAGUGAGGCUCACCAAAGUCCUCCUUUUCCAGAUCCAGAAGCAGCAACCACCACACCUCAAAUUACCUUCCCAGCCACUGUAGUCAUCUAUGCAACCUCAGAGUUUUUCUGCAGCAGGUCAUCAUUGCACAGGCAAUAUCAAACUCUCGGUAUUCAGUAUUUUCCAAAAGCUAUUUUUGGUAAGAACAUACUCCUUUAUAUAUUUGUAUCUCCACAUAACGCGUAUCACUUCUCGAUCCUCAAACUUCAUCCAUGGACUCUUUGAGAUUGUUUUAGAUUUUUUUUUUCCAGUUGAAAGUGACAGCUGCAACCCAUAAAUGUGUUGACCAUUUCAUUAUCAUAGGUGGGGUUAAGUCAGUGUAAUUGAGAGGCGGCAACUCAGCUGUUUUGGACUGCUAGAUGUGACUUUAUAUAACAGUGGCCCUCAAAUGUGGUCUUCAUUGUCCCUGAGUAUUGCUGUUUUUUUAAUCCUGCCUGGUAGUCCAUUUCCUUCAGAUGUAAUCCAAGGUGUAAGUCAGUUCCUGAUCAAACAACAGGAGUGAACAUUACUUCCAGAAAAGAAACUAGCACCAACCUGGACCUUGAGGACAUGGUUUUAGGGCCACUGCUACAAAGUCUUCCUGCUGAGUCACUUUGCAGAGGGUCAUGGUCACACUAAAUGAUUGAAUAUCUCAGGGUUCCACUAUUCCACAGUUCCUUCACUUUGGAAUAAGGUUUGUUAAUUAAUUGUAAAAACAAUGGGAAUCGUAGCGUGGUAAUUUAUGCCAAGUUUCUUUUGUGCAAAAUGGUAUCAGCCCUUUGCAUAUCUCUCAUUGCUUUACCUAUUAUUAUUUCGUAACUCUGGGUUCCAUUCAGUUACAGCCAGCUAGCAGGUUCAUAGGUAAAUACGAAGCAAGGUUCUUCUACGCAGUGAAUGUUCAGUAUUCAGAUGGGUAAUGAAAGCAUGUUACUAUGAGAGAAAAUGCAAAUCAGCUGCAUGAUGAUGUUGCUGAAGAAGAAUAGGAUGAGGGCCUAAAUCUACCUUAGAUAGAAACCAGAUUUGACCCUCUAACCUUUGUGGUUAGAGAGGUUGUCUUUAUUUAAAUGGAUCAUCAGUUGCCACUGAGCGACGUCAGCCAUUAUCACCUCAGUUCAAAGAAGCAAUAGCAGAGGAAGCUCUGCCUGUCUGUGGAUACAUAGCAUGCGGUUUAGCAGCGAUCACGCAGCCAGUGUAGAUAGAUAAUUAUAACAGGUCCAUUCAUUGUUUAGGAUUUUUUCUGAAAUAAGUCCUCAGAAUCAACAGAUAAGGGAGAUUUUGGAGCCAUUUAUUGCCACAAAAAACUGGAGUUGUCCAAGGUGAAGAAAAGACAGUGGACUGACAGAUGAAGUAUGUCUGCCAUAUCAAGGAUUUGUUUGGGAUGCAGGUGCCAAUGGAUUUUUUUUCUCUGAAAGCUUGGUUGUGGGAGAGCGGUGAUGACUAUUCUGUGUGAUGCCACUCUGACUACAUUUUGUUAAGUCAAACAGGAUUUUUUUUUAAAUUUUCACAACUUACAAACCAAGAUGAAGCUGUUAAAGGUUUAAUUGGGUGGUGCUGAAUAAAAUUAAUUAACCACUAUAGUUGAUUUCACAAAUGACAAACCACUCAUUAAAGUUUCUCCCCUUUGCUUUCUCUGGUUGUCAGGGGCUUCAGCUCAAAAACUAAUGAUCAAAUUGCCAAACUGCUGAACAGUCUACUUUACCAUGGUUAGCUUUGGUUAGAUUAACUGGGAACUUUCUUUGUAAUGCACCAUUUGCUAGCUGCAUUUUUUUUUAUUGUUAUUUUAUUUUGGGGUUUAAAUUUUAAGAAAAUUUGUUUGUUUUAAGAUGUUAUUUCUUAAAUAAAAGCACUUUAUUUCCA
Molecule: messenger RNA, 3891 nt
Organism: Myripristis murdjan (pinecone soldierfish)
Lineage: Eukaryota; Metazoa; Chordata; Actinopteri; Holocentriformes; Holocentridae
Gene: ankrd13a
Product: ankyrin repeat domain 13A
Exons: 15
Coding region: 210-1994 (594 amino acids)
Cellular component (GO): cytoplasm
Molecular function (GO): protein binding
Source: RefSeq, a predicted model, not a curated record